Molecule: messenger RNA, 1233 nt
Organism: Zeugodacus cucurbitae (melon fly)
Lineage: Eukaryota; Metazoa; Arthropoda; Insecta; Diptera; Tephritidae
Product: cyclin-dependent kinase inhibitor 1C
Exons: 2
Coding region: 160-525 (121 amino acids)
Source: RefSeq, a predicted model, not a curated record
GUGGCUCAUCAUCAUUUGUGUAUUCGAUCUCCUCGAGUGUGUGUUAAGCUCGUCUCAAAAAUCAAAUAAUAAACAAAUUAUUUACUGGCCUUUAAAAGCGAGCAGCUAAUUCGAUUUUGCCACUGCAGUUAACACUAACUAAAUAAAAAUACCGUAAAAAUGAAAUUCAUCAUCUUAGCUUUCGCCAUAAUCGGUUGCGCCACCGCCCAAUUCGACUCGGCCACACAAGGACCCAACCCACAGGAUAUCGCCACACCCGAACCCGAGUACAUCGACAUCGAUGAACCACUGCCCGCCCCAGCCGCCGCCCCCAUUGUAGCCCAACCUCGUCCCAGCUUCAUUCCAGCUCCACGUCCCGUUGCACAACCCAUUCCAAUUGCGGCGCCCUCCUUCAUUCGCGCACCUACCCAAUCGUACCUGCCACCCGGCCACAGCCACGCACAAGGCGGUCAUGUCUUCAGCCCACAAAGCGGCUACCAAUACAGACAAGUGCGCAGACGUUUCGUCCAUCGUCGCCGUUAUUAGAGCGUUGCACAAAUUGUUAACCGUUAGAGUUGCAGCGAAAGCAGACAACAAAUAAUCACAACAACGAUACGUUAACGGAUGUACAUAUCUACGACUUUCAUUAAUUAUUUAAAAUAUUAUUAAUUUGUAAGUAAAAAAAAAGUGAAAAAUGUUGAAUUUUCCAAUUCGCAUUGGUUGAAAAUAUACAAAAAAAUGUUAAAAUUAUAAAAACCAAAUUUAAACAAAUCCGUCAUUAGCUGCAAGGCCAUAGAAUGUUCGUACAAACAACAAAUGAAAAUAAUAUAUAUUUUAUAUAUUUAUAUUAAGCAAAGAAAAGGCACAAACACAAAUACAUAAUACAUAUUAAUGUAAAUACAUACACCAAUACAUGCGUGUGUGUGUUAGUUCACUACGAUAGACUCAAUUGCUCAGGUACUACAGGUACAGGUACUGCACUACAUGCAGACAAACAAGGAAGGAAGGAGCUAGAAGAGAAAGCAAACAGUGGAGGCAGCUGAAUUAAAUAAUCAUUCAAUUUGGUUUUCAUGAAAGGAAAUUGCCUUUAAUUAAGGGAGCUCCAAUCGAGUACGCUGUGUCUAAAAUAAUUUUUAGCUUUUUAAUUUGUAUGUUUGUAUGUUUUUAUUUAGUGUCAUUGUUAUAUCAGGCCUAAAUAAAGUAUUUGUAGUACCUAUGUACAUAUAUAUGUUUAAAAUUACAAUAUUACAAAAA